AGUACGGUAGAAAAAACUAUAUUCUCUUUGGUCAAAAAUAAAGAAAAAUAGAAAUAAUACACAGGGAUUGUAUGUUAUGCGUUUUGUGAUUUUAAUUGUAAAAUACAAAAUCGUUUCAAUAAACCAUGUUAAAGGAUAAAGGGCAGGUUACUUUUGAAGAUAAAUGGCCUUCUAUGCGUCCAAUAGUUUUGAAGCUUUUAAAACAGGAGGCAGUUACCCAAACAGAAUGGCAAGAUCUAUUUGGAGCUGUACAUACGGUAUGCUUAUGGGACGAAAGGGGUCCUUACAAGUUACGAGAUGCUUUGCAGCAAGAUAUAACGAUGUACAUAAAGCAAGCUCAGGCUCGUGUGCUCGCGCAAAGAGAAGACCAAGCCCUUCUUAAAGCAUACAUAGCAGAAUGGGGCAAGUUUUUUACGCAAUGCAACUAUUUACCGACACCUUUUCGUCAAUUAGAAAAUUCAAUUAACAAUAUAAGCAAAGUUACAAGUUCCAACACAUCAAAUGCCCAAAAAAAGAAUAACAACAACAAUAUAGAGGAUAGUUUGGUCCGUAAACUAAUGUUAGAUUCAUGGAAUCAAAGUAUAUUUGUGGAUAUCAAGCAAAGGUUGCAAGAUUCUGCCAUGAAAUUAGUCCAAGCUGAGAGGAAUGGAGAGUCGUUUGAUUCACAGCUGGUCAUUGGAGUUAGAGAGUCAUAUGUUAAUUUAUGUUCAAAAACAAGUGAUAAGUUGCAAAUAUACAGAGAAAAUUUUGAAGCAGCUUACAUGCAAGCAACUGAAGAAUUCUAUAAAUAUAAAGCUAAUGAACAUUUGUUGGCUAAUGGUGUACAGUCCUAUAUGAAGUAUGCUGAUCAACGUUUAAAGGAAGAAGAGGCUCGGGCUCAUAGGUAUUUGGAGCCAGGUAGUGGAAGCGUUGCCGCACUAACACAAUGCUGUGAGAGAGUUAUAAUUACUGAACAUUUGCCCACAUUAUUGGCUGAAAGUGCACCAUUAAUUAAAGCUGGAGAGACAGAGAAAUUGCAGCUUAUGUUUCGUUUACUAGACAGAGUGCCGGGUGGAGUUACUCCCAUACUAAGAGACUUAGAAGCCCACAUUGUAUCAGCUGGUUUAGCUGACAUGGUGGCUUCUGCUGACAUAAUAACAACAGACUCAGAAAAGUAUGUGGAACGCUUACUAGAUUUAUUCAGAAGAUUCAGUACCCUAGUUAAGGAAGCAUUCAUGGAUGAUCCUAGGUUUUUGACUGCAAGGGACAAAGCUUACAAAUGUGUAGUUAAUGACACAACAGUUUUUAAAUUAGAGCUGCCAUCGUCGGCACUUAUUCGUGGUAGUAAAGGUACUGCACCUGAAAGUAAGUGCCCCGAACUGCUUGCUAAUUACUGUGAUAUGUUGUUACGGAAAACUCCUCUUAGUAAACGUUUAACUAGUGAACAAAUAGAAUCUCGUUUAAGAGAUGUACUUUUAGUUUUGAAGUAUAUUGAGAACAAAGAUGUUUUUAUGAGAUAUCAUAAAGCACAUUUAACAAGAAGGUUAAUAUUGGACUCUAGUGCUGACUCUGAAAAAGAGGAAGAUAUGGUGGAGUGGUUAAGAGAAGUAGGUAUGCCGGCAGAUUAUGUAAAUAAGCUAGCUCGAAUGUUCCAAGAUAUUAAAGUAAGUGAAGAUCUCAAUAUUCAAUUCAGAGGUGAAACAACACGUCAUGAUGCGAUCAAUAUAAAGAUUCUGAAUGCGGGAGCUUGGGCUCGAGGCUCUGAAAGAGUAACGGUUAGUUUGCCCUUAGAGUUGGAGGACUAUAUACCUGAGGUGGAGGAGUUUUAUAAGAAGAAGCAUUCCGGUAGGAAGUUGCAGUGGUACCAUCAUAUGAGUAAUGGUACAAUUACGUUUGCAAACUCAGUUGGUAGAUUUGAUUUGGACGUAACAACUUUCCAAAUGGCCGUUUUGUUUGCAUGGAACCAAAGACCAUUGGAGCGGGUGACAUAUGAAAAUUUAAGACUUGCAACCGAACUUCCUGAUCCUGAAUUAAGAAGGACUUUAUGGUCCCUAGUUGCUUUUCCUAAACUCAAACGUCAACUACUUUGUUAUGAACCGUUAGUUCAGAACCCCAAAGAUUUUGCAGAAAACACAGCCUUUUGGGUGAAUCAAGAUUUUGCUCUUAUAAAGAAUGGGAAACCUCAAAGGCGCGGAAAAUUAAAUUUGAUUGGUAGAUUGCAACUGAGCACUGAACGUUCCCAGAUUGAGGAUAACCAUUCUAUUGUACAAUUAAGAAUUUUAAGAACUCAGGAGGCCAUCAUUAAAAUAUUGAAGAUGAGAAAACGCAUUACAAACACAGCUCUACAGAGCGAACUCGUUGAAAUUUUGAAAAACAUGUUCUUGCCCUCCAAGAAGAUGAUCAAGGAACAACUGGAAUGGCUCAUCGAACAUAAAUAUAUGCGCCGAGACGACGAGGACAUUAACACAUUCAUAUACAUGGCCUAGAGCAGAGCAUUUAUAAAUAAUAAUUAAUAAAAUCAUGUAAAUUAUUUACCCAAAAUCAUUGUUAUUUAUUUAACCAAAACACUUAUAUGACCCCUAAAUGAAAGAC
Molecule: messenger RNA, 2571 nt
Organism: Papilio machaon (common yellow swallowtail)
Lineage: Eukaryota; Metazoa; Arthropoda; Insecta; Lepidoptera; Papilionidae
Gene: Cul5
Product: cullin-5
Exons: 4
Coding region: 126-2465 (779 amino acids)
Biological process (GO): SCF-dependent proteasomal ubiquitin-dependent protein catabolic process; protein ubiquitination
Cellular component (GO): SCF ubiquitin ligase complex; Cul5-RING ubiquitin ligase complex
Molecular function (GO): ubiquitin protein ligase binding
Source: RefSeq, a predicted model, not a curated record